Jatropha curcas is the source of this 2236-nucleotide messenger RNA. Its product is annotated as protein SUPPRESSOR OF GENE SILENCING 3 homolog. NCBI's taxonomy places the organism in Eukaryota, Viridiplantae, Streptophyta, Magnoliopsida, Malpighiales, Euphorbiaceae. The record is from RefSeq and is a predicted model, not a curated record. Gene Ontology annotation, biological process: regulatory ncRNA-mediated gene silencing; defense response to virus.
AGAAUCCGGAUAACUUCCAAGUGAAGUUCUUGGUAAGCAAUUUAAAUGGAAGCUGUUACUAUAUAAUAAGCUACUUCAUAGAGACAGCGAAGCAUAAAAGAACCGGCAAAAAAUUUCUGCAGAAUGGCAAUACCUCCUGAAUCCUUUAAUCUUCUUCCUCUAAAUAAUUUGAUACCCACUACUUAUAAUUUGUUGAUGAAAAAUGAAAAAAAAGAGCUUCAGCUACUAUCUGAUGCGGCAAUGGCAGAAGAAUUGCAGUUUCAAGAAAGUCUGAAGGCCUCUUUGCUCGCUUGUCAAAUACCAUCACUCGAAGAGAUCAAAGUACAAAGAGGUGAAUCAUCUAUUAGUUUUUGUGAAAUUUGCAAAGAAGGGAAAGAAAAAGAUAAGCUUUUCAAGAAUGGGAAAUGUGGUCACUCAUUUUGCUUGGAUUAUUGUCUAAGCAAUUAUUUAGAGGCAAAGAUCAAAGAGGGAUUCAAUAUUGUCACUUGUCCAGGCUUAAAUUGUGAUUAUGUUCUAGAAUUGGAUUCUUUUAAGCAUUUGCUCUCCAAGGAUGUGCUCAAUUUGUGGGAAAGGGCAAUGUCCAUGGAUUUUACUUGCAGCAAAGAAUUGCAUCUGAAGACUAAUUCAGAGAAUGUCAAAAAACCUGCUAAUAGUGAUUCAGAUGAAUUACCUGAUACCGAUGAUUACGAUUCUGAAGCAAGUCCAAGAAAAGUUGAGACUUGCAAGAAGAGCAAGUGGUUCAAGAAAUUUCUUAAGGAACUAGAAUGUUUGAGCUUUGAAGAGAUCAAAAACCAAGCCAGACAAUGGCACUGCCCAGUAUGUCAAAGAGGUGGAGGUGCCACUAAACAGUACUUGGGCCUGCAGCCCCUCAUUCAGCAUGCUAAAACCAAAGGGUCUACAAGGAUUAGGCUCCACAGAGAGCUUGCACAAUUGCUGGAAGACAAGUUGCAUUCUAAUGAUCAGCAGGCAAUUUCUGCAACUAUAAUUCAAGAAGCAGCAAGUCCAAAAUGCAAAGGUUUAAGCAAUAAUAACAAAGAUUUUGAGAUGGUUUGGCCUCCUAUGGUUGUAAUUGCUAAUACAACCUACAAAAAGGAUGAGAAUCAUAAGAGGAUUGGCAUGACAAGUGAAGAGCUGCUAGAAAUGUUCAGUUCAUAUGAUGGUAUUGUGAGAGUUCAACACCCUUACAAUUGCAAGGGACAUAGUGGAUUCAGCAUCUUAAUUUUUGAAAGCUCAGUAAAGGGUUAUUUAGAAGCAGAGCGUCUAACUCUACAUUUUGUAAGGGAGGGAAUAGGCAGAGAUGAUUUCCUUAACCGGCGGCUCUUUAACUUAUCAGCUGAACAGCACCAACUUUAUGGUUACAUGGCAGUAAAAGAAGAUGUUGAUUUCUUCAAUAACAACCUUUUUAAAGGUAAGGUUAAGCUGAAAUAUGAGAUGAGAUCAUAUCAAGAAAUGGUGGUGAAUGGAAUCAGGCAAAUGACAGAAGAGAAUCAUCAGCUUCAGUGGUUAAAGAACAGAGUCUCUGAGCAGGAAAGGCAUACUAAAGAGCUUGAAGAAUCCAAUUCCAUGUUGAAGGAAAAGCUGCAAAUGUUAACCAAGGAGACGGAUAAUCUGAGACAUCAAGCAAAACAGCAUCAUGAGCAGAGCAUGGAAGAGAUCAAAUUUAUAGAACAAUUCUACAAGGACCAAAUCAGAACAAUUCUUGAAGGAAGAAAUGAAAACGAUGGAGAUAUUGGGAAUAUAAAGCAGGAGAAAUAUGAAGAACAAGAAAAUUUAGAGGAGUCAAAUGCAAAUCUUCCAAGCAUAAAUUGUUGCGAAAACAGUUCUGGAUGCAGAAAUCAGGAAAUUACAGAACAACACAAGGAAAAGGUAGUAAUGGCAGAGAGCUCUCAAUCGCCAGCAAUACAAGAAAUGGUAAAUAUAGCUCCCGUUAUGACGGAGGAAACAAUGAUUAGGCCGGAAAUAGGGAGGAGACGCCAGCUUAUGCCAGCUUCUGGUAGUGAAGAACGCCAUGAGUACAUAGAGAAGUUGAGGCAAAUGCUAUUGGGAAAAAUGCCGUUAAUUGGGUUACUGGGGAAGAAGUGGAAGUCUUAGUAAUACGAGUAACAAAUUGGAAGCAUGUUUCAAAGUGACACGAUGCCGUAUUGUUUGCACGAUGUCGUAUUGUUUGCUUAAUUCAUAUUUUGUGAAACUAAUAUAUGUAAAAAUUGUGUUUUAUUAAUUAUUAUUUUAGGUGACA